Messenger RNA from Trichomonas vaginalis G3, 1644 nucleotides. Its product is annotated as copine family. Bases 1 to 1644 code for a protein of 547 amino acids. Gene Ontology annotation, cellular component: plasma membrane. The transcript has a single exon. Lineage: Eukaryota; Parabasalia; Trichomonadida; Trichomonadidae. Gene Ontology annotation, biological process: cellular response to calcium ion. Gene Ontology annotation, molecular function: calcium-dependent phospholipid binding. The record is from RefSeq and is a predicted model, not a curated record.
AUGAAUUCGAUUGUAUACGGUAGCCAUUAUCAGCAAAAACGCGGAAACCUAAAUAGCGCUCAAGGUGCUAUAGCAAAUGUUUGUACCACAGACGUUGUUAACGAAAGUCCAAUUGUUGAUAUCCAUUUGUCUGCGAAAAACCUUCCAAAGCUUGACAUUGGUAGCCAAAGUGAUCCUUUGUGCGUUGUUUUCAUCCCUAUUAAUGGACAAUGGGUAGAAGCCGCCAGAACAGAAGUAAUUUGGGAUAAUCCAAACCCAUCUUGGGUAAAAAUCAUCAAAACCUACUACAUCUUUGAAACAAAUCAACCACUCAGAUUUUGUGUUUAUGAUGCCGACUCAGAGAAAGCAGACCUUUCAAAACAUGACUUUGUUGGACAGUGUGAAACAACUGUCCAACAAAUCGUUAGCAAUUUCGGUCAUGAUAUUACUCUUGAUUUGCAUGAUUCACAUCAUAACUCAAAGCGCGGCCAGCUUGUCAUAACUGGCGAGCAAGCAGCAAAUUGCACAGCUGUUGCCACAUUCCAACUUGCUGUCCGAAACCUUAAGAAGAUGCAUACAUUCUCUCGUAACAAUCCAUACAUUAUCCUUUCAAAGGGUAGCGAAUCCGGCCGUUUGCUUCCUUCUUACAAAUCUGAGUACUGCCGUAAAUGUGCAAGCUGCACUUUCCGCCAGGCUGACGUUUCUCUGCAGUCGUUGUGUAAUGGCGAUCAAGAAGUACCGAUCACCGUUUCUGUCUUCAACUUCCGCAGCGGCAAAGUUGAUGAGCUAAUUGGCAGCUUCUCUGCAUCCCUCAACAGGCUCAUGGAGAAUCAAGGCCAAGAGUUCGAGCUGAAGGAUACUAAAAACAAAUCCGUCGGUUUCUUCAAAUUUGUAACAUUACAGAUUGGCCAUCGCCCAACAUUCCUUGAUUACAUCCGCAGCGGCCUCCAACUCAACUUGAUUACUGCGAUUGAUUACACUGCAUCAAACGGAGACCCUCGCACACCAAACUCCUUGCACUAUAUCAAUCCUUCCAUGCCAAAUCAAUACGAAACCUGUAUAUGGUCGGUUGGAAGCAUUGUUUGCCCUUACGACUCAGAUCAGCAGUUCCCUGUUUUCGGAUUUGGCUGCAAGAUCAAUGGCACUGUAAACCAUUGCUUCCCAGUUACAUUUAACCCACAGAACCCUAAUGUCCCAUCGUUGCAAGAUAUCGUCGGCGCCUACAGACAUUCUUUGACUCAAGUACAGCUUUCUGGGCCAACACUGUUCGCUCCUAUAAUUACUAGCGCAACACAAGUUGCUCAAGCAUCAUUCGCCGAAAGUAGAACUUACACAAUUUUGAUGAUUAUCACAGACGGAAUUAUCAACGAUAUGAGAGAGACAAUUGACGCCAUUGUAGCAGCAUCAGAUGCUCCCCUCUCUAUCAUUAUCAUCGGUGUUGGUACCGCUGACUUCGGCGCAAUGGAUGUCCUCGACGCUGAUGAUGUACCACUUAGAUCUUCGUCUGGAGUAGUGAUGAAGAGAGAUAUCGUACAAUUCGUUCCAUUUAGACAGUUCGGAGCACAGGGAGGACCAGCUCUAGCUGCGGCUGUAUUAGAGGAAGUUCCUCGCCAGGUCGACCAGUUCUGCCGCGCACACGGAUUUGUUCCACAGCUUAAGCAAUAA